GUGAGACAGUGACGCAGCACUUGUGUUUUAAUUAGCUGAUAACCUCAAGAAAAACUUACAUUUACUCCUGUAUUUAUUACUUUUAUGUAUUUAAUAGUUUGAAACGUAUUUAUAUUUGCAAAAAAAAACUUUGUAAAUAGCUUUCUGUCAACUUUUGGUGACUGUAAUUUUAAAGACACAUUUGUGUUUGUGUGAUCAUGGACCAAACGGGCUCCUAUCCAGUGAAACUACAUGUUUACGACCUGUCCAGAGGCAUGGCCAGACAGCUGAGUCCUCUCAUGCUUGGGAAACAGUUGGAUGGGAUAUGGCAUACAGCUAUUGUGGUCCACGGAAAGGAGUUCUUCUUUGUUGGAGAAGGCAUCAGCAAUUGUCCACCAGGUGGCACUCCUCUGGGUGAGCCGGGCUCUGUGGUGGACCUGGGCGUCACUGAGGUGCCUGCAGAGAUAUUUAUGGAGCAUCUAACUUCCCUAGCCGAGUCCACUUACAGUGGUGACAAGUACAACUUGUUUGAGCACAACUGUAACUCUUUCAGCAAUGAGGUGGCCCAGUUCCUUACGGGCAAAAAGAUCCCAUCAUACAUCACAGACCUUCCAUCUGAAGUACUGUCCACGCCAUUUGGACAGGCUCUCCGCCCUUUAUUGGAUUCAGUCGUCAUUAAUCCUGGAGGCAACAACAUAACUGGACAGCGCUAGAAGGAGCCAUGUGUAGAGGAAAUGAAGAGAGCACUUUGUCUUUAACCAUUUGUUACCUUACCAACACCGUACAAAGUAAUCCUGAGUAAUUCUGUCAUAUAUUUGCCUUUUAUUUUUAAAGGCAACAUCCUUGUCUUUUAUUCCUCUUUGUUCCCAUGUAAGUAACAGCUGAAAGUGCCUUGGAACGAGGAUUUAUAUUUCUAAGUUCUUUUAUAUACUUAUACGUCCCAUUUUUGUCAUAGUCCUCAUGGUCUUUCAGGCAGAGUCAACAGUUCUGUUAAAAUGAGACAUCAGGGCUUCUUUUUCUUGUUCUCAAACAAAGAGUUUAGGGUCCUCUGAAUGUAAACUUAAGUAUUUAUUUUCUAUUGCACAGGUAAUUAUGUGAUCAUUACUUGCCAAACGAGUCUAAUGAAUAUUCUUCAACUUGGCUCAUUGUGAUAUUUAUUUAUUUCUACUCCCCCUUUUUGGUCAUUAUGCCAAGACACCAGAACCAGUUAAAACUGCUCUGCUGGCUCAUUUCUCUUUUAAGAAAUACACUUUCACCUGUUGUCUAGUGAGAUUAACUUCUGAUUUGCUUGUGUUAUUUGUUGCAUCUGAUAUAAGUAAACGCAGGAUUUAAAAAAGUGUUUUAUUACAAGACCAGUCAGCUUGUAGACCACUAUUUGAUUUGUCUGUCAUGUCGUAAAGGCAGAGUGUUUCGCAUCUCAAUGGACGUUUGAUGACACGAAGCAAUGAAGAAUUGUAUUUACUAAACUAAACCUGGUCUAGUAAAUCUUGCGUACUGUAGGGUCUUAAAGCCCCUUACCUCCAUUAUUUUGUAGUUGGGGUUAAACAUUGUUUACAACAACACCCAGGAGAGUCCAUCUCCUGAUUAUGUUUCCAUAGGAUCAAUGUUAUUUUAAACACACUAUUGUUUUACAUUUAUUUAUGCAGCUAAAUGCAAAAGGCCUCAACUGUUUUUCAAAUUAUUCUCAAAUUUAAAGUCAUACAUUGAUGUUAAAAAGGUUUAUGCCCAGUUACAAUUAUUAAUUUUUUUAUUAAUAAUUUAUUAGUUG
Molecule: messenger RNA, 1747 nt
Organism: Cololabis saira (Pacific saury)
Lineage: Eukaryota; Metazoa; Chordata; Actinopteri; Beloniformes; Belonidae
Product: desumoylating isopeptidase 1-like
Exons: 6
Coding region: 198-692 (164 amino acids)
Biological process (GO): protein modification by small protein removal
Molecular function (GO): peptidase activity
Source: RefSeq, a predicted model, not a curated record